CCCAAGUCAAAGCGCUACUCAGUAUUUCUGCGACCUUAGGUUCCCACAUGUCCUGCUUUCUAAAGCAGCUAAUAUCAAAUCGGUGACGAGCUGUCAUUUGCUUUAGAGCUGAUAAACAUUCACAUUAGGAAGCUGCAGCUCCACAAGUGGGAUGAAACUGGAACUGUCUCGAGUGAUACAGGGAUGUCGCCUGGGAGUUUUGACUGGACUGGGAAAAUCAGGGCAGCAUUCACUAGAGGUGCCCGGCUGUCUCCUGUACACUUGCUGUGCGACUGUUCCCCAUCUGACCCAGGACACAUUACACACUUUGAGAGACCUGCCAUCAGUCACACAAGUGUCAGUGGAUAGCCUUGCAGAGCAUCAGGAGGUUCUGGAAGAAUUCAAAGAGGGUAUCAGAAAGUUUGCUGGUCUUCAUGAUACUGUGCUUUUCUGCUCUCUGCAUGAUUCUGCAAACACCAGCCCCGCCGGUCACGUCACCAACAAGACAGUGUCGGUGUGGGGCAGCGGUGGAAGGAUAGAGCUGACGGUGGCUCGGUUCAUGGCAAUUCAGGCAGCUAUCCAGCCGGACUGCUAUCAGAGCAUGGCAGACGGAGAGACCUGGCAAGCCAAUACCUCUCGCAAGAGAGUCCGCAAAGCAGUGGACAGGACUCUGGCCCAUCUGGAUGAAUGUUUGGUGUUGCACCAGAAAACUCAGGAAUUAAAACAGGCUGAGAUAUUUGGGGUUCUGGAGGGGGGGGACAUAAUGGAGGAGAGGCUCCGUUCGGCACGAGAGACUGCUAAGCGUCCUGUGGGCGGAUUUGUCCUGGAUGGAUUUCAUUCUGCUGCCAUGGACCAGGAUGUGAGGGCUCAGCUGAUUAAAGCGACAUCUGCAGAGCUUCCCGAGGAAAAACCUAGGUUGCUUUUAGGGGUUGGCCGUCCUGAUGAGGUCAUCAGCUGUGUUGAAGCAGGAGUCGACCUGUUUGAGAGCUUCUUCCCCUUCCAGGUGACGGAGCGAGGCUGCGCGCUCUCGUUCAACUACACCAUUGAUCCUGACCCUGAGACGGCAGGUACAUCAACCCCUACAGUGUUGGAACUGAAUGGAGAGACGCCUGAUGUCAGGAAGCCGAACUCAAAUGGAGAUGAAAAUAUGACGCCUUUUGAAAUGAACCUCAAAGAUAAAAGGUAUCAAGAUGAUUUCCGCCCACUUGUGGAGGGCUGCGGCUGCUACUGCUGUAAAAAGCAUAUGAGAGCGUAUGUUCAUCAUUUACUGGUGACCAACGAGCUGCUCGGUGGUGUUUUACUCAUGCUACACAACAUGGCACAUUACCUUGGCUUCUUCAAAGCGCUGCGGGAGGCGAUAGCCGGCGACCGUCUGCUGGACUUUAAAAAUAGAGUGCUUUAUUGCAGAGAAGGUGAUUGAAAUGAUUGAAGGACUUCAGGCAAAAAGAAUGAACAAAAGAACACCUACAUCAGAGCAUACUUAUGGCUUUGAUUUCAGAGUAUGUGUUUCAUGAAUAUAAAGUGCUCUGAUGCAUGUGCUCUUGCCAUGCAAAAUAUCAGAUGAAGUGUUAAUGUGAAUGACACAGCAAACCUUUUAAGAUUCCCAUGUCUCGUCUCAGAGUUCACUUAUGGAUUUUAAAUUUGCCGUCUGCUGCAUCAAGUGAAGAGUUUCACUUAGAAAGAGCAUAAAUAAUGGGGAAAUAACCUUUUUAAAGAGCAGCGCUUGCUCAGAUUCUCUCUGUGAAGCCCUGAAAAAUUGCCACCUGCUGUUUUUCUCAGCACAUAUUUUUCUGACUAGUUAUACAUUUAUUAUUGGAAAGUUCUGCAUUUUUAUUUCUUCCCUACAAUAAUGGUAUUGUAUAAUAUUUAUUUUGGAAAUUGUUUAGAUUAAAUUAACAUUUUUAUUUUAACAUAAAAUUUUAGACGUUUAUUUCGUUAAACCACAAUGCCAAUCUAGCUUUUUAACUUUCUUUGUAUUCAUUUUUCUGAUCUUCACAUUCCUAUUCAUUUUUUUAAAUUUUACAAUAAAUGCACAAUGGAGUGACUAUAAUCACUUUAGCUGUGACUAUAUUUACAAUAUAGCAUCUACACUGUAAAAAACAAUUUGUUGAGUCAACUUAAAAUAAUUUGUAACCUGGCUGCCUUAAAAUUUUAAAUUCAGUCAACUCAACAGUUUAUUCAACUUGAAAUGUUUAAUUAUACUAAGUGACAACUUAUAUAUUUGAGUUGAAUCAACUUCAAAUUUUAAGGCAGCUGGGUUACUUACCCAUCUGUUAAGUUUAGCAAACACAAAUAUCUAAGUUGUUACUUAGUGCAACUUAAUAUGUCAAGUUGAACAAACUUAUUUUAGUUGACUGAACUUACAGUUUUAAGACAGCAGGGUAACAAAUUAUUUUAAGCUGACUCAACAAAUUGUGUUUUUUUUAUUUUUUACAGUGUAGUGCCUUUUGCUCUUACAAAACUUUAUAUUGUAGCACAGAUAAAAUGCUGUGGUGACCAGUCAGCUUCCAGGGUCAUAACUAUCCAUUUUAAUUGUUUUAUGACAGUUAUGAUUAAGAAUGCAUGAGUGCAUUUGACAGUGAGUACUGUAACUUGUAUUUGUUUGGUAGGUCUUUUUAUUCAGUGCAAUCUACAAAAAGAAUGCUACAAUGCAAGCAGUUCAUAAGGAGAAUAAGUAACAUAAGUGCAGCCAUACAAAGUUUCAAAGUUGGCCAUGUACCAACUAGUUAUGAAAUGUAGGUGUAAAAGAGUACAGUACAGGGUAUUCUUUUGAAUACUUAAGUAGGGGAGAGUGUGUUGGAGUGGGAGUGUGUUAAAGAGUAGAAGUGAGAAAGUAUGGGUUUGGUGCAAGUUGCAGAAAUUGGAAAUCAAAGAGGGAAUCGAUGGAAAAUAGCCUGACAUUGUAUGCAGUGUUAUUUAGCUAAAACUUUAUUUUCCAGAAGUGCUUUGUUUCUCAAAAAGUCAAAAGAAAAAGUUUGAAAAGUUUACACUAUAUUGGUCAAACGUUUGGAAUAAUUAAGCUAUUUUAAUAGCUCAUGUCUUUGAAAAAGUCUCUUAUGCUCAUGUAAAACAGUAAUAAUGUGAAUAUUAUUACAAUUUUAAAUAACUAUAUUUUAUUAUAUUUUAUAAUGACAUUUUUUUCUGUGACAGAAAAGCUACAUUUUCAGCACCCAUUACUUUAGUCUUCAGUGUCACAUGAUCCUUCAGAAAGCAUUCUAAUAUGCUGAUUUGGUGCUCAAAAAACCUAUACAAGUAAGAUUUAAAAAAUGAAAUUAAUACUUUUACUUCUCAGGGAUGCAUUCAAUUGUUCAAAAGUGACAGUAAAAACAUUUAUAAUGUUAUUAAAUAUUUAUAUAUCAAAUAAAUGCUGUUCUUUCGCACUUUCAAUUGAAUAUUUCGUGUAUUUCAAGUGUAUAUUUUGUAUUUUAUUCAUGAGAUGCACUACCAGUCUAAAGUUUUUGGACAGUAAGAUUUUUAAAGUUUUUUUUAAUUUUUAUUUUUUUACUAAAGAAAUCUUCUGCUCAACCAGCCUGCAUUUAUUUGAUCCAAAGUACAGCAAAACAGUACAAUUGGUUUUUUUACUAUUUAAAAUAACUCUUUUCUAUUUGAAUAUAUUUUAAAAUAUAAUUUAUUCCAGUGAAUUCAAAGCUGAUUUUUAGCAUCAUUACUCCAGUCACAUGAUCCUUCAGAAAUCAUUCUAAUAUUCUUAUUUGCUGCUCAAAAAA
Labeo rohita (rohu) is the source of this 3704-nucleotide messenger RNA. RefSeq names its product queuine tRNA-ribosyltransferase accessory subunit 2 (gene qtrt2). The record is from RefSeq and is a predicted model, not a curated record. The transcript is spliced from 9 exons. NCBI's taxonomy places the organism in Eukaryota, Metazoa, Chordata, Actinopteri, Cypriniformes, Cyprinidae. Gene Ontology annotation, molecular function: tRNA-guanosine(34) queuine transglycosylase activity. The coding region runs from base 152 to 1399 and encodes 415 amino acids.